AUGAUUGCUGAUAUGUCGUCACAAUAUGUUACAAGUAGUGUAGCUGGGCGCCCAUUUCAAUGUGCCGAUUGUUCUGCCGCAGAUCCUCAAUGGGCUUCCUUAAACAGAGGCGUUCUUAUUUGUUCGGAAUGCUGUUACAUCCACAGAAAUCUUGGUCGUCAUAUCAGCCAUGUUCGUUCAAUCAAAAAAGGAGCUUGGAAUAGUAGUCAGCUAGAAUUGAUGUAUGUUUUAUAUUCUAAUGGUUCAAAUAAUAUUUGGGAACAUUCGCUUCUCGAUCCUCAGUCUACCAAUAAAAUUCGAAGAAAACCGACACCUCAUGACCCUGUUCUCCCCAUUAAAGAAAACUUUAUCAAAGCAAAAUAUGCACAAAUGGCUUUCGCUCUGCGUCCAGCAAAAGAUGAUAAUUGUAUUAGUCAAGAUGAUUUAAAUCGCCAGCUUUGGUCUUGUGUAAGGACUUCUCAUGUGGAAACAACUAUGAGGUUAUUAGCAUUGGGUGCUGAUCCGAAUUACACAGAUCCCGAAAAGCAUAAUACACCCCUCCAUGUUUCAGCCAAAGAAAAUCAAGCUUUGCAGGUUGAAUUACUUUGGAUUUAUGGAGCUGAUCCUGCACAGUUGAAUGCCAUAGACUUGACUCCUUCUCAAGUGGCAAAGCUUGAAAAUCAUAUCGAACUCGCUGCAAGACUGGAACAACUCCAGUUUGAAGUUACCAACCGUUUGACAAUGUUUUUAUGUGGACGACGACCAGAUCACUCUAAGCAACAGUAUUUUUUGAUUCCAGAGUUGGCAGGACAGUACACUGAAAAUGUGCAAAUGAAAUCAGCUCGACGACGUCUUCGUUCUCUUCCUUCGUAUUACUUUGAACGUUUUGUUCAAGAUGUUUAUGAUGAGGUAGAUCGCCGAGAAACAGUAACGGCUUGGAAUGCUGUCAUUCAAGGAAUCCAGCCCUUCUCUCUAGGAAAUGAUCACUGUGUCGCUGUUUUUUUGCCGCCCAAUCCUGAAUUAUCAGCUACACGUAAUCAGCUCCGCCAAAAACUCGCAAAAUGUGAUGUGCGAGGAUUUGCAACAUUAAUCAUAGAUAUUCUCAGUGAAGCUAAACGAAGAUAUUACGGCUUGCCACUAAAAAAUGAUACAGAUGAUUCUGCCGAAAAUCUAUUGAAAAAAACUUCAGAUAGUAUGGACCGUUUGAAUAUCAGUUCCAUGGGUACUUCCGAAUAUUUUACGUCAUUUAGUGAACAAGAUUAUAGAGACUAUGACGAGGUUGCUGACAGCUUGCAGAAUGGAAAGUGGCGUACUUCAGGAAGUACUAGGAAAUCAUCAGAAAGAAAAAGCGAUGAUAGUGGUGACCUAUUGCAAGAGACGGGUCCUGUCAUGAUUGACGAUUUUUUGGAGCUCAAAGAAAAAUUAGCGAAUACCGAAGGCACGCUCGCUGCUGUUCAGCAAACAAACACACAGAUUUUAAGAAUGCUGACGCAUUUGCAGUCUAAUAUUGAUCGUUUAAAUGCGGAUAAUGCAGAUGUACACGACCAGCUUAAAAAAGUGAAAACCACUUGUUCGCAGGCAGUGGGUAGACGGCGUUCAUCUCAAUCUCCAGCUCUCUCUCCCGGAACCUCAGUCUCAACUUCCGUUCUAGGCAGUAAGAAUAUAACUUCAACUUACCAUGCAUCUACUGAAAAAUCAGUCACUGCAUCACAAAAUCCUGAUAUGCAUGGUGCUUUUGGUCGUGCCAGUCGUCGCCAUGGCUUAACGUCCUUAAUGAAUACUACUGGCAGAACAAUAGCACAGCACCGUUCGUUUUCACUAAGGCAGGGCACGGUGCAACAAACAGAAUACAGUAGUGGAGUUGAAGGUUUAGAUCCACAUUUUGGAAUUUCAUGUUGUGAGAAGACUGAUUUAUUAAAUGCUGUUGACGAAAGAACUGAAGAAGAAAGAAUGCGGAGUUCGUAUCGUAGUAUUGGUGCAUUUACCGACAAUUUAAUAGCAGAAACAGAACAGCUAACACAUGCGAUUAAGCUACUGUUAACGGAUGCACAAUAUGGACAGUUGCAGGCGCGUGCACCGGAUCACGCUUAUUCAGUUGCUAUACUGAUAAGUCGUAUUUUAACCAUUAUUCCGGAGGAACGGCGUACUCCUGCAGUUGAAACGUGCUUGCAGAGAAUGUCUGAUUCAACAGUUAUUUUAUCUGCCAAGUGUAAUGCACCAACGUUCAGCGUAAAUGAUACAUGUGCUGCUGCAUUCGCUGUCGCUAAUUCCGCAAAACAACUAUUAGUGAACGUUCAUCAAUUCUAA
This is a messenger RNA of Brugia malayi, 2286 nucleotides long. RefSeq lists its product as uncharacterized. The transcript has 17 exons. NCBI's taxonomy places the organism in Eukaryota, Metazoa, Nematoda, Chromadorea, Rhabditida, Onchocercidae. Gene Ontology annotation, biological process: regulation of ARF protein signal transduction; brain development. Gene Ontology annotation, molecular function: protein binding; GTPase activator activity. The record is from RefSeq and is a predicted model, not a curated record. Bases 1 to 2286 code for a protein of 761 amino acids.